Molecule: messenger RNA, 1845 nt
Organism: Cimex lectularius (bed bug)
Lineage: Eukaryota; Metazoa; Arthropoda; Insecta; Hemiptera; Cimicidae
Gene: Clc
Product: clathrin light chain
Exons: 6
Coding region: 174-818 (214 amino acids)
Biological process (GO): clathrin-dependent endocytosis; intracellular protein transport; clathrin coat assembly
Cellular component (GO): postsynaptic endocytic zone cytoplasmic component; synaptic vesicle membrane; clathrin coat of coated pit
Molecular function (GO): structural molecule activity; clathrin heavy chain binding
Source: RefSeq, a predicted model, not a curated record
UGUUUUCAGAUAACUCGGUCUCCCUGUAGGACGGUCCAUUUCCUUCAAAGUUCCAAGUCCGGGCCUGUGUUCUGUAUCGUCGUAUUUCGUACUUUUUUUUGACUUUUCAAAAACUUCAAUUCCGACGGGGCAAUCUUCAGUUUUCAUCUCCUACUUCAACCAAAAAGGACGAAAUGGAAGAUUUCGGUGAUCGUUUCGACGAGAGUGAGGUGGAUCCGGCGGCGGAAUUCUUGGCCAGGGAGCAAAAUCAACUGGCAGGGCUUGAAGACGAACUUAGACCGGCCACCGUCAUAAAUGGUCCAGAUGGUGAUUUAGGUCAAAUAGUAAAUGCUGAUGGAAUUAAUUCUGUAGGUCAACCAGAACUCAAUGGUCCAAUGAAUGGAGGAGGCGAUUCAGAGAGAUCAGCAUUGUAUGCAGAAGACGAUAUUAGGACCACGAGUCCCACUCCGGUCAAACAACCUCCAAGGGAAGAACCUGAAAAAAUUAAAAAAUGGAGGGAGGACCAGAAAAAAAUGCUGGAAGAAAAAGAUCGAAAUGAAGAAAUUAAAAAAGAAGAAUGGCGUGAAUCGGCAAAAAAAGAGCUUGAAGAUUGGUAUAAGCAUCAAGAAGAUUUGCUUGCAAAGACAAGAUCUGCAAACAGGAAUGCCGAGAAGCAAUUUGUAGCAGAUGCCGGUGCUAUAGAACCAGGAACAGAAUGGGAAAGAAUCGCUAAAUUAUGUGAUUUCAAUCCGAAAUCCAGUCGUACAAGUAAAGACGUUUCACGUAUGCGUUCUAUUAUAUUACAGCUCAAGCAGACAUCGAUUACAAAACAGGCCUAAAAGAAAAUGUGAUUUAUUACUGUCCUCUGAAACAUUAAACAGAGAAAUUUGAUAAGAUUAUUUACAAAAAAUUAAAUAAAAAUUACAUUAAUAAAAAGAAAAAGGGGCCAUUGUUGAAAAUAAAUAACUUUUUUUCUGCCGCUCCAAAUAAAUCUUUUACAGUAAAUAAAUGAAUUUAAAAGUAAACGUUUUAUAAAUAUAAAUAAAGUAUCCUUACGACAAAUUAGCGAAGAAAUAGAAUUUAGGUUUGCUGAAACUGCAAAAGUAUUGUCCUACUAUAAUAGUAGUUAAAAAAAAGAAGGAAAAAAAGAGAUGCAAGUGUUUAGAAGCGAAAAGUGUAACUGUUGAUAUCCUAACUACUCAAGCUGAAUAUAGCAUCUUCAUUUAUUUUACAUUUUAAUGUAAAUAAGUAUUAUCAAAUAAAUAAUUAUCACUGAAAGCAUAAUUUAUCGGUUCGUAAACAAAUAUUAUUAAAAAAGGAAAGAAAAAUUAUUUGUUAUUACAUAUUAUAUAUAUAUAAUAUAUACAUAUAUAUUCCACGUUAAAAAAUGUUAGCUAUUAUUAAUGAUCAAUCCAUAUUUCUGUGUUAUUUAUAAUUUGUUUUGAAGGCUUAUCGUAUGUAUAUAUUAUUAUUUUUAUUUAACAGUUUUAACAGGAUCAAAUUAAUAUGUAUAAGUUUUGUAUUGAAUAUUGUACUUUAUUAGAAAUUGCUAUUUAUUUUUACAUUGUAACAGAAUUUAUUCAGUCUGAAUUAGUUAACUCAUAAAUUCCAAAUUAAAUUACAUUUUACUUAACAGAUUAAAUAACAAUUAUAUUAAACUCAAUAUGAACACGUUUUCAAUGUAGAUAAAUUUAUAGUUUUAUUUUAUUAUUUAAUGAAAAGAACAGAAUAUAUAUCUUUUUUUUUCUAAGUUGGUUACCUAUUUCUAAUGUUGGUACUAUAUUAUCAUUUAAUCAUAAUUGUACCUUUACAUGAUUUAUUUUUAUUAUUUGGAAUGUAAUCUCACAAAUAAAUAUUCAUUAUUUA